Messenger RNA from Tigriopus californicus, 1086 nucleotides. RefSeq lists its product as uncharacterized. The transcript is spliced from 5 exons. The coding region runs from base 13 to 774 and encodes 253 amino acids. The record is from RefSeq and is a predicted model, not a curated record. NCBI's taxonomy places the organism in Eukaryota, Metazoa, Arthropoda, Copepoda, Harpacticoida, Harpacticidae.
AAUUUUCUCGAGAUGAUGAAUGGAUUGGCUCAAGCGUCGGGUACAGUGUCUCAAGGUUGCACUUCGAAGUUCAUCAUGGAUGUGAGGCAGAUCCUCCCAGCAAUAGUCCUGAUCAUCAUUUUGAUCUUGGCCACUUCUUAUCCCGUCAAUGGCCAAGACUACACGUUAAGAGGAUCCAGAAGAAAUCCCAGACAAAUCUACUUGACCAAAAGUGAUUCUUCAAGUUCUUCAUUAAAUCCUUCGCAUCAACACAGUCUUUUGGACACAUUUUCAUUAUCUUUUGUGGGAAAUUUCAACUUUGCCAACACCUUGGAGGGCCUAAGCAAAAUCAUGGAGGGAAUUUCCAGCUUUAUUGAUCUUUCCAUCAUCCGAGCGACAGUGGACGUGGUUCUGGACAAAUUUAUGCCCGGAUCAUCCGAAGAUGCGAUGGAUCUCUCCAAUGAUAUUAGUGGACCAAUUCCUCGGCGAGACGUGGACGUAGAAGAGCUCUUGGAGAAAUCGCACAAGAAGGAAAUGCUCAAGCAAGAGAUCACCACUGUUGUGGGAGCAGCUUUACUUAAGCAGGAGUGCUAUCAACGAACAGCUUGCAUGAUUGGACAUCGUGCAAGUGGUUUCGCGGCCAAAGAUGUACUUUUUAUAAUGGCGGAGAAGAUUGUCCCGAGUUGGAAAUACACACUUGACUUGAUCAAGAAUGGAUCUCAGCGGGCCCUGGAUUGCGACACGUUCAUUUGCUCCACAGAGCGGAGGAGAGAAGGCGGCAAUACGCGUCACUGAUUCGUUGUUGGUUUUUCGAUUUGCCUUUGAUAAAGAAGAUAACUACCGUUCCAACAUUCCAGUUGGCCUUGAUAAACCCUCAUUCACCUGUUUAGUCACCUCGACAGUUUAUGCCUACUGCUCCGAUUGUCAAGAACCUCUAAGCCAACGAUGAUGACUUUAGGUCAGGGAAUAUUUCUAUCUACCCAUUUUUGCACUUACGUUACUUGCAAACCCAUCAGCCUUCAUUUUGUGGGCAAUAACCCCGGCACGAACAUGGUUGCACUGCAACAAUAAGGAUAUUAAAUACAGGAUAUGCACUUCCCUCGCUUA